Petromyzon marinus (sea lamprey) is the source of this 6817-nucleotide messenger RNA. RefSeq names its product melanocortin receptor 4-like. NCBI's taxonomy places the organism in Eukaryota, Metazoa, Chordata, Hyperoartia, Petromyzontiformes, Petromyzontidae. Gene Ontology annotation, biological process: G protein-coupled receptor signaling pathway. Gene Ontology annotation, cellular component: membrane. The record is from RefSeq and is a predicted model, not a curated record. Gene Ontology annotation, molecular function: melanocortin receptor activity.
GGGAGGGGGGGGCUGAGCGAGCCGGUCUGAUGACUUGCUGCGUGCCACCGCCACCACCACCUCCACCAUCCCUCACGCUGCCUCGCCAAUCUCCUCGAGGGCUCCGCGCUCGUCACCAGCACCGUCGUCACCACCACCACCACCGUCGUCAUCCUCCACCUCAGCGCUCAGCGGAGCCGCGUCUCAAAAUAGCUGCAGCCCGCGGCGCGGCAGCCGCAUUCAUCAACCGAGAGCGAGAGAGGGGGGGGGGUAGCGGAGGCGGAGUGAGAGAGGGGGAGGGGGGGCGAGAGGGGAGGGACCCCCCCCCCCCUCCGUGGUGUCGUCGACCCAAGAGCGAGCUGCUUGUGAUUCAGAGAGCCGCGUCGCACACGGAGGUCCACGCCAUUUUAGCGCUCGCGAGUGCGGGGGGAGCACGCGAAGGGUUCGUUCGUGGACCCGGGAGCAAGCGAGGAGGGGGAGCACGAGGAGGAGCAAGCGAGGAGGGGGAGCACGAGGAGGAGAAGCGGCCGAGGAGGAGGCUGGAGCCACACACACGGACUGGGGAGCACGGGGGGAGUGAGAGAGAGUGGGCGAGGUGCGUCCGUAGAAGAACGGGAUUUGUGUUGGGAGGCAUUGACAGCGAGCGACCUCACAGGUCGAGCAGUCCAAGUCGCGCUGUGGCGAGAGGCGGUCGUGCCAACGCCACCCCCUCGUCAGCAUCGCCAGUGUUGGCGUGAGCAGCAAAGACCUUCCCCGGGUAGCCCUCGCAGACUGUUGGGGCAAGUGCUGUUAGCGUACGGCACGCGAGUGGGGCCACGCGUCGCCUCUCGUCCCCGUCCUCGCGGCUCCGUCUCCUCCCUCCGCCGCUCGCUCCGCGCUCCAGGCCCUGCCACCUGGACGUCCGCUGUGUCCGGACCGAGGCUCCGCGCUCGCUCGCCAUCGCCUUCUCCUGCUCGCUUGCACGUGGGAGGCGUCUGGCAGCCUCUCCCUGCCCGGCGUGCGCGUGGCCGCCCCGUCGCGAGCAGCAGGCUCAGGCCCGCUGUGCGUCCAUGGUCGAUCCCUUCCGUCACGUGCCCUCCACAUCAACUUCGCCGUCACUCUCCAUCGGCACCACGCGGUGCGUGACGUCAUUUAUGGACGGCCCCUCAAUGGGGCGACCGGGACCCCCGAGCCGGUCCCUUUGAGGACCCCCCGCGAGCUCCCAACUCCGCGUCCGAUGCUCCGAGCCCUUGGCAGAAGGCCGGGGUCGACGGGAUUGCUGCCCACCGCACCGCUGUCCACGAGAACAUCGUCACAAGGCGUUCGUGUCGAAGAGAUCGGUGGCCACCGCAGCGGCGUCCGUCCGCGUGCGGCGGGGUGAGUCGUGAGCCCGCGACGAUGCCCGUCCGGCCCGGCAGGACCCCCCCCUCCGCGUCUCCCCGGCUGCGGCGCCGCUAGCGCCGCAGCCGCCGCCGCCGCCGCGGCUCCGGCGGCCGGCCAUGAGCUACCCUCGCGCCAUGACCUUCUCGGCAGCGGGCGGAGUCGGCGGCGUCGUCAACAACCACCACCAGGGCGCCAACCACCACGCGGGCCACGGCAAUCACUCGGGCCACGGCAACGCGACGGGCGGAGGCCACGGGCGGCCGUGCGAGCAGGUGCUCAUCCCCGUCGAGGUGUUCCUCAUCCUGGGCGUCAUCAGCCUGCUGGAGAACAUCCUGGUCAUCACGGCCAUCCUCAAGAACAAGAACCUGCACUCGCCCAUGUACUACUUCAUCUGCAGCCUCGCGGUGGCCGACAUGCUCGUGAGCGUGUCCAACGCGUGGGAGACCAUCAUCAUGGCGCUGCUGCAGAACGGCUCGCUGGCCAUGCAGGAGGACACGCUCAAGCAGAUGGACAACAUCAUGGACUCGAUGAUCUGCACCUCGGUGGUGGCCUCCAUGUGCAGCCUGCUCGCCAUCGCGGUCGACCGCUACGUGACCAUCUUCUACGCGCUGCGCUACCACAACAUCAUGACGGUGCGUCGCGCCGCCUCCAUCAUCGGCGCCAUCUGGGGCACGUGCACGCUCUGCGGCGUCAUCUUCAUCGUCUACUCGGACAGCACGGCCGUCAUCAUCUGCCUCAUCGCCAUGUUCUUCACCAUGCUGGUGCUCAUGGCGUCCCUCUACGUGCACAUGUUCAUGCUGGCGCGGCUGCACGCCAAGCGCAUCGCCGCCCUUCCCGCCAGCGGCAUCAUCCAGCACAAGACGAGCAUGCGUGGCGCCAUCACGCUCACCAUCCUGCUGGGGGUGUUCAUCGUGUGCUGGGCGCCCUUCUUCCUGCACCUCAUCCUCAUCGUGUCGUGCCCGCGCAGCCCCUACUGCGUGUGCUACAUGUCGCACUUCAACCUCUACCUGGUGCUCAUCAUGCUCAGCUCCGUCAUCGACCCCAUCAUCUACGCCUUCCGCUCGCACGAGAUGCGCCACACCUUCAAGGAGAUUGUCUGCUGCUACAGCGGCUCGCUCUACUGCGCCCUGCCGGCCACGUGGAAGUACUGAGGCCCGCUCGAGUCCCGCUCGAGUGGCGGAGCGAGCGGCGUGCGACGAGGGCGUGGGGCGCGGGUGGGGGGGGGAGGAUCGCUGCGACCCACCACCCCCACCACCCCGGUCUAACACUCUGCGUGCGAGUAUCACAAACCCGGGUCCUGCGACUCGUCGCGCAGAUUCUGCCUGCGAGUUAAUUUAUUUCGCCGAUCAAUCGAUCGGCGUCUCGGCUGCCUGCGAGAGAGAGAGCGAGAGAGGGGUGCGAGGGUUGUUGGGGACUCCCACGGCGGCUGCGGCGACGCCUCCCACACACGGCCCUGGCCGGAUCGAGGGCCGGACCUGGCAGGCCCUGGAACCCGCGCGAGGCUGGCUGGAGGGACACUCCGCUGGCCCGAGCGGUGACCCCGUGGGGCACGAGGAGAGGGCCGCUCUGCCGGGGUCCACGGCAGGGAGGGAGCGUUCCCCUGUGUGAGGCAGCGCGUCUGGGUCAGGCUCCCCACGCAGGCAGCCACCGCUCGCACCGUGUACACACGCGCGCGUGUGUGUGUGUUGUCGCUUGGUCAUUGUGGUGAUAGAGACGCCUUCAAGUAGGCGGUGGGAGGCUGGAGGAGGGGGUGAGGAUGGGGGGGGGGGGGGUAUUGAUGAAUGUCGUCGUGUGGAUCCGCGCCUGUCGCCGGAGAGUUCCGAGUCGGCGGUGGCAGCGGGUGCAGCGCGCGGCUCGCCGCCGGCGUCUUCGCCCGGCACCAUCUCGGGGCUGUCCGCGCGCUAGCGGGAGGAGGGACACGACCAGAAGAGCGAAUGUGGUUCCAGCGCCGAGGAGGGGCGAGUGAUUUGGCGGCGGAGUCAGAAGAGCAGGGUAACAAUGAGCUCCCCCCCCCCCCGACUAACCAGCCAGACGACCACCAGCCCCCAAGACAUCUCGAGCCCUCACUAACAAGCCAAAUAUAUCAUACUAGCCCUACCUCUCACCAUUACCACGCUAGGCAGUCAGUCACUGGCACGAACGCAUCUCGAGCCAACCAUCCGCUCGUGCUGACAACCCAACUAGCCCCGCACAAUGCUCGCGUUAUCUCUGCAGCUGACCAACUAGCCCAGCAGGCCCCUCGCGGUGACCCCGGGAGACGGGGGUCUCUAAGGGUCACAGGACCCAGCUAUACACAUUCGCCAACGUUUCUAUUCACAUACAAGCGGUUGCACGCCGCACGUGCCUGAUGAUUGCUGAACAUGUCCCACGUGACACAGAGAGUGCCGAUUCGAGCUAAGGCAGAGAUGAGUAUCGACUGCGAGCGUGUGGGUCCAACAUGAUUUAGAGAGCUCCAGUUCAAAGAUAGAGAUGAGUGUGUGUGGGAGUGGUAGAGUAGAAGUUAGCGCGCUGCGCUACGAACCUGGCGACCCGGGUUCGAUUCACGGCCAACAAAGAGGCGGUCCAGUGCCUCCCCUAGGUCGACUCAGCCUCAAAUGAGUACCCGGUGCUAUGUGUAAACAUCGCCACUAGGGAGACAAAGGCGGUCGGGCGUGGUGUUGGCCACCCACCCCCUCGUUUGCCGUAAAGGCCUUUAUAGGCGCUCGCUAACAGCACUUGCUCCAACACUCUGUUCAGGCUAUAGGGGGGAUCUUUGUACUCGCGUGUCCCAGCCUGCGCUAAUUUAAUUAUAGACACAUUACGGGCAUGUUUGUGAGUACACGUUGUGUUUCACGUGAUACAGGCAGCCCCAAGUAAAAUGUAACAUUUGCGGCCUCUACAUCUCACGGGACGUGUUUACCAACCAUCAGGCGCAUGCAGCGCGCAACUCCUUCGUUUUCGAACCGAUAGGUUGAGGUGAGUUUUAUUUAACCAGGCGAGAGCUCAAGGAGACGCCGGAUGAGGCUCAUUUGAGGAAGCGUCCGACCCCGAGUCGCCGGAAAUAAAAACGACACAAUUCCAAGAGCGUGAACAGCGAGCGAGGACGACGAAGCGACGAGAAGUGGGGAGCAGGCUCAGCGGAAUGGAGGCUGACAUCAGGUCGGCGCCGUGGCCGCGUCGCGACGCGCUUGGUGAACGCCGCUUCACGUUGCGGGGGUCCCGCUUGGGUUUUCUGCCACCCCCCCCCCCCCCCAACCUCACAAGGCUACGAUAUUGGCCACGUUACACCCGCCCCCCUCCCCCCGGGGCAAGUUUACAGAGAGCCUCUCUCCCCGGUCGCGUGUUUUCGUGGAGUCGUUCCGGCGGCGCGUAGCGACGGGUUGUUGUACCGCGCUGUUGUACCGCGCUGUUGUCACUUUCCUGUGGCCUGAGCGUUCGUCGGUUGUCGUCGUUCCUGAACGGCGCGCGGGCGUGCGUUUGUGAAGCGCGUGCGUUUGCGAAGCGCGUGCGUUUGCGAAGCGCGUGCGUUUGUGAAGCGCGUGCGUUUGUGUGCGUUAGCGAGGAGUAAGACACCAGACACGAUGUAUGCAUGGACGCUGACCUUCUUUCGCACCGUACGUAGCCAACCGUGCUAAUCGGAGGUGCGCACGUGACGCGAUCGCAGCGUGUCCCUCGACAUAGAAUGUGAAAGAUAACGGGGAGGUUUGGAGUGGGAGGCAUUGGAGGGGAGGGGAGGGUGUGACCUAGGGUCGCCACACUCUCUCACUUGACCAAACAGGGGCAGAUUUCUAAGCCAGCACCGGUGACCACAUCUCAUCACCGGUGACCACAUUUCAUCACCGGUGACCACAUCUCAUCACCGGUGACCACAUUUCAUCACCGGUGACCACAUCUCAUCACCGGUGACCACAUAUCAUCACGUGACCACAUCUCAUCACCGGUGACCACAUCUCAUCACUGGUGACGUCAUCUCCGUACAAUCCAACUCCUGCCGCCACCCAAACACAGACGGAAGCCAGCUCCUGCAGGCUGUCCGGAUCAAAGCUUCGGGAGUGUGAAUUUUAAUUGCUUCAAUAAUAUCUACGGGACCUUUCUUUGCCAGUAUAAAAUUGAUGAAAAAUAUAAGAAUAGUCUUUACCCUUUCUGGCAAUGAAACAGGAGGUGUUAAGAUGUUCAAAUGCCAAGCAAGGUAUCAGGUCUGCAUUAACCACACAUACUUGUGGCAAAAGAUGUAAACAAAUAUGCUCUGAUAAUAUAUGGAUUGCCUUUGAAACGGAUUGGCCUAUGUAUAUAUUUAAAUUAUUUUUAGGGGCUGCCCGAAUUUGACCGAGACAGGUUGCAGUCCGAGUAGGGGUGGGGACCCCUCAAUGUUUUUAUUUAUAUUUAUAUAUUAUAUUGUUAUCAAUCACACUCCCAAAAUUAAUAAAUGUUACUACGGCGGGUAAAACCACGCUGCCUGUGACGUCAUCCGCGUCACCACGCGGUAGGCCAGCCUCGUGCCGCACUGCGAUGACGACCACCGGCACGGCACCACUGGGCUACGAGUCGGAGUCGUGGCUCGUGGGAGUCGUGCCCCGUGAGCCUCCCUGAUUUCGGGGGCCGUUCAAACUUCACCUUCAUCUUGUGGAAACGUAAGAAGCAUUUCAUGGAAAUAACGAGGUGUCUUUUAUGAGCACAGGUUUAGCGGCAUGUCGUAGACACGCUGUGUGUGGAGAUGUCAGCAAGGAGGACAGGGGAUGGAGAAGUGUGGGGUCAAGCCCCAAGAAACAACAAUGCAGAGAGAAGGUUUCCCAAGUCCAGACGUGUGUCUGAUCUGUAGACCUGGAUCUGAUCUAGAGACCUGGUCUCAUCUGUAGACCUGGGUGUGAUCUGUAGACAUGGAUCUCAUCUGUAGACCUGGGUCUGAUCUGUAGACCUGGAUCUGAUCUAGAGACCUGGUCUCAUCUGUAGACCUGGGUGUGAUCUGUAGACAUGGGUCUCAUCUGUAGACCUGGGUCUCAUCUGUAGACCUGGGUCUCAUCAAUAGACCUGGGUCUGAUCUGUAGACCUGGGUCUCAUCUGUAGACCUGGGUCUCAUCUGUAGACCUGGGUGUGAUCUGUAGACCUGGCUCUCAUCUGUAGCCCUGGGUCUCAUCUGUAGGCCUGGGUGUGAUCUGUAGGCCUGGGUGUGAUCUGUAGGGAGAACAAACAAGGAGAGAGACACUAGGAUCCUCUCUCCUCUCCACACUCUCAAGUGUCAUCAUCAUCAGCAGAGAGCAUUACUACUCACAAAAGCCAGUAAAAUAUGAACAUUGUUUACUUUAUUUAACCAAAUGUAUCUUUGGAGUCCGGGCAAGGUACCGACGAUUCAUUAGUUUCUGCCGUUAAAUUGUACAAAGUCAGCCAACAUGAGCCAAGUGAUGCUGCGCUCGAGAAUGUAUCUCUUUAGUCAAGGAAAUGUAAAGAAUUGUUUUCUAAAGAAAAUGUUUAAAGUGCAAUAAACAAAAAAAUAACGGUG